GGCGGCCUUGCUGAAAUGGACUGAGGAAUAAAAGAUGGAUCACUUAGGGCAGCACGUGUCCCUGAGCCUAGGAAGGGAUAUUAUGGCUAUUGUCGCCUCUAGUGGAUCUUGGAAAGAAACCCGGAACGAGAUUAUGAGGAAGUACCUGAAGGCAGAGAAAAUGGCAACAGAAGCCGAAUUGGCAGCAGUCCAAAGGAAGACCUAUGCCACUUGCAAUGACUUCCUAAGGGCGUUUACUCUAGUGGCACUAGGAAUUUCCGGGGUAACAGACCGUAUGAUGAGUAAGUAUUUCCUCAGGCAGUUUUCCAAGUUCGACAAGGAUAACAUUUUGUCGGCCUACCAGCAGACCAGUAAGUUCGAGUACACGAGGGACGUGGACUGUAGCAUCGUAACAGACCUCGCAGAAAAGACAGUGGUGACCGAUACGCUAGCCCUGCUUAGGGAAGGGGAGGUUAUAGACUUGACUGGGAAGACGGGGGAUAAGGUCAAGAAGGGGAUAGAGAGCCUGCACGAACGAGUGCACGGGGUUGACAACAAGAUAGAAAGAGUGGAAAAUGCGCUAUUAGUAAUGCAGGCGCAAGUGUCCCGACCCGCCCUCCCGCCCCAAGAGGCCGUAGUUUCGGCUGCAGUAGCGAAUCGGGGGUAUGGCAGAAGGGAUCCGGCCAAUGAGCAAUGCAAGUAUUGCACAAUGGUCGGACAUUUCGUGCGGACCUGCCCAAGACUCAACCAUGAUAUCAUGAGGCAGAGAUGCAGCAGGUCCCUCAAAGGUGAAAUUUUCGGGCCUCAAGGAGAGCGCAUAAACUGGAACUCGCCAGGAGGAAUGCAGCGUGUCGUCAUCCUCCUGAAUAAUCUUGACAUAGCUGCCGUAGAAGCAGAGCCGGUAGCUGACAUUGUCUGGGACCAACCGAGAGGACGCGUACCACAGGCGAAUUUCAUCCUGGAAGGUAAUGGGCAAGAUAGGGUGAACAUCACCACCCACCGGGCAGGGGCAGAAAAGAAACUUAUUCGAGAUAUGGUAAUAGAAGAGGUCGCGGGGACUAGUGCAGACCAAGGGGAUCUAGAGGACCUGGAAAAAGCCUUUGCAGACAUCCGUCUAAGCCUACCGGACCGAGAGGGUGGUGAAGUCAUGAGGUCACCACUCGGGACAAAACUUAGCUUCCAUGCAUUGCCCGAAGGGAAGUUGAAAGUCCAGAUCGAAACCCACCACACAGACGCGUUAGUGGAUGGUGGUGCGGAAAUUACCCUUAUACGAGACUUUGCAACAGUUACGGGUUGCACCGUAAACAAGGAAGUAACGGGGAAUAUCUGGGGAGCUAGCGGGGAGAUUCCCUUCGCAGAGUAUGUUACGAAAUGCGCAGUCAGGGCAGGGAUCAGGGAAUCAAUCUGGUCCUUCCAGCGGAUGACCGUGAUGGAAGAAAUGGACCAUGACAUAAUUCUCGGAAGACCGUGGUGCGCCAAUGUAGAGAUGAUAUGUAUGCAUCUGCAUGAUGGCAUAUACAUGGUGGAUAUAGAGGACCCCGUGACCGGUCGUGGAGAACUCCUCCGACUCCUUGGGACAGGAGGGGAUCCCCCGAAGGGCAAAUUGGCAACGUGGUCGCCUACGUUCGAAGAGAGUGCGCGAAAGGGGGCAUUCGCACGAAUGGAAGGUGUGAGGGAAAGAGUAGAGAUUAUGAUUGAGGAGACUUUUAGUAAGAAGGAGUGGAUCAAGAUAGGUCUGCCUCUGAAGAAAAGGAGGCAAGAGGAUGAGGUGCUAGGGGUUAUGGUGGCGGAGAAGGAGGUGGAAGUCGAGCUUGGGGCCAGCCUGCCCAAAUCAAAGGAAGACCGAAAGGAAACUUCGGAGGGAGUACUGGAAAUUCCAGACUUGUUACAGCUCGUUAAGGCCAUCAGGUACCACAAAGUGGGAGUGGACCCAGCGGCGCUUGCCAAAUUCGAAGAUGAGGUCCGAAAAGGCUAUUGCCUGAAUGGGAAGGUAUUUAGCUUUGCCAAGAUAGCUGAACCUAUUCGCGCAAUGAUUAGGGAAGGAGGGACCAUGGAGUGGACUGAGUAUAGCGAGGCGGCAGUCCAGACCCUCAAAGAUGUCCUGUCUUCCGAUCAAGUCACCUUGGCAGCACCUUGCUUCAAUGACGAAGUAGGACGACCCUUUAUCCUAGAAACGGACGGAGGACCCUUGGCGGUAGGGCGAGUACUGAUACAGAGAAGUGAGGAGGGCAAGGAAAGACCCAUCAGGUUUGAGAGUAGGACCCUAAAUUCGCCAGAGCGGCGGUACUCACAAUUCAAGAAAGAGGUUCUAGCUAUCCUGCAUUGCCUUAAGACCUUCCAAGCGUACCUAUCCGGGAGACGGUUUAUCAUGAGAACCGAUCCGACCAAUGUCGCCGGAGCACUAAAGAACUACAAGCCUAUAGACCCGGCCAUUGGGAGGUGGAUAGGCUUCAUAUGGCAGUUCGACUACAAGGUCGAGCGAAUUGCAGGGCUCCGAAAUAGGGCAGACGGGCUGAGUCGGGUUUGCAUUACGCCGGAGGGAGUAGAGGAUGCGGAACCAAUCGACGCCUUCCUAGAAUACAAAGGGGGGACCCUUGUCGUAGAUAACGAGAUGGCAGGCACCGCUCCUACAAUGGACCAACUGCUGAUUCAGACCCUAAAAAAGGGCGCGCCCGCCAUAGUUGCGGAACUCAGGGAAGGGCCAGUCAUCACGUUUAGACGCAAGGAUGAGAAGGAUUCGUGGGGAGCAACGAUGGGGCCAAAGGAAGAGCUGAUGGCAAUGGCCGUUGAAGGGGGACGGAAUGCUGUGAUGAAUCUUAGAAACUUGGACGCGAAAAGAGCGGCGGUAUCUAGUGAAUCAGGCUAAGGAGGGGCAAGACACCGAUCAGAAGGGACGAUAAUUCUUCCUUAUACAGAUGUAUGAUGGCGUCUUUAGAGAAAUCGGUCUGCUGCUUAUAGGAAACAAGCAGCCUAGGGAAGUCAGCCUCAAGGCAAGGGAGGAAGCCGAAAAGUAUGUUUUGAGGAACGAUCACUUGUUCAAGAAAGAAGAAGGAAUGAUGCCUAGGCGAGUCGUGUGCGGAAGGUCUAGGCAAUUGGACAUA
This is a messenger RNA of Chara braunii, 3080 nucleotides long. NCBI's taxonomy places the organism in Eukaryota, Viridiplantae, Streptophyta, Charophyceae, Charales, Characeae. The record is from the annotation of a GenBank genome assembly.